Molecule: messenger RNA, 2356 nt
Organism: Trichosurus vulpecula (common brushtail)
Lineage: Eukaryota; Metazoa; Chordata; Mammalia; Diprotodontia; Phalangeridae
Gene: ZYX
Product: zyxin
Exons: 10
Coding region: 119-1825 (568 amino acids)
Biological process (GO): integrin-mediated signaling pathway; transforming growth factor beta receptor signaling pathway
Source: RefSeq, a predicted model, not a curated record
CUAGAAGCAGCUCGGGACACCAGGACGCACGGAGUCACAGCUGGACAGGACGCGGCACUGACGACUAUUCAUUCGGACUGGCCGAGUAGACUGGCAGAGCUCCGCGCCCGGCCUCCGCAUGGCGGCCCCCCGCCCCCCACCCGUGAUCUCCGUCUCGGUCUCGGCGCCCGCCUUCUAUGCCCCGCAGAAGAAGUUUGGCCCGGUCGUGGCCCCCAAACCCAAAGUGAACCCUUUCCGGGCCGGGGCUACGGAGAACCCUCCAGGGCCCGGGGCCCAGAGGGCGCAGAUGGGCAAGGUGGGAGAGAUUCCUCCCCCACCCCCGGAAGAUUUCCCCCUGCCACCACCUCCAUUGCUACCUGGGGACGAUGGAGAGGCUUCUCUGGGAGGGCCCUUCCCACCACCCCCUCCCCCAUUUGAGGAACCAUUCCCCCCUGCUCCAGAAGAAGAGACAUUCCCUUCCCCUCCACCUCCUCUGGAAGAAGAAGUGGGAGUUGAACCUCCAGCACCAACCCAUCAGCCCAGAGGAAAGGUGAGCAGCAUUGACCUGGAGAUGGAAUCUCUGUCCUCCCUGUUGGAUGACAUGGCCCGGAAUGAUCCCUUCAAACCCAGGGUUUCAUCUGGAUCUGUGCCUCCCCCAGCUGCCCCCCAAUUCCCUCCCAAGCCAACUGUCCCCCAAUUCCCUCCCAAGCCAACUGUCCCAUCUGCAGCUUCCAGCACAGCACCUCUUCCUCCUUGGUUGGCUCCUACUAGCCCUCCUCAGUCCCAUUCUGUAUCUGUGUCUAAGACCUUAAGCACACAGCCUCGAGGUCCCCCGGCUCCAGCUCCACCUCUGGCUUCAGCCCCAGCUGCAGCUCCUUCUGUAGUUCGACCUCCAGCCCCAGCCUUAACCUCAGCCCCAACUCCUACCCCCAAGGUUAAUGCUGUGGCUUCCAAAUUCCCUCCUGGGACCCCUAAGUUUAGCCCUCCAGCACCUGGGGGUCCCCCUCAUAAGAAGGGGGGUCCUUCACCCCCCACUGCUACAGGAUCCCCUCAACAGCCCCAGCCUCCCAGCUUCACCUAUGCUCAACAAAGAGAGAAGCCCCGUGUUCAGGAGAAACAACGUCCAGUCCCCCCUCCUGCCCAGGACCAGGUGCGCCCUCCUGGGGCCCCAGGACCUCUGACUCUUCGGGAGGUAGAAGAGCUGGAAGAAUUGACACAGCAGCUAAUGAGGGACAUGGAGCAGCCAUCCAAUAACAAGCUCCCCACCGAUGAAUACUGUGGUCGGUGCCACCAGGCCCUGGUACGUUCCCAGCCUGCGGUCCGGGCACUAGGGAGUCUUUUCCACGUCACGUGUUUCACAUGCCACCAGUGUGAGCGGCAGCUGCAGGGGCAGCAGUUCUAUAGCCUUGAAGGGGCACCUUACUGUGAGCAGUGCUAUGAGAAUACACUGGAGAAGUGUAGCACAUGCGGACAGCCUAUCACUGAGCGGAUGCUGAGAGCCACAGGCCGUGCCUUCCAUCCCCAGUGCUUUACCUGUGUGGUCUGUGCCUGCCCUCUGGAAGGGACCUCCUUCAUCGUGGACCAAGCUAACCGGCCCCACUGUGUCCCUGAUUAUCACCGGCAGUAUGCCCCACGCUGCUCUGUCUGUGCUGAACCCAUCAUGCCUGAACCUGGCCGAGAUGAGACUGUCCGAGUGGUAGCUCUCGACAAAAACUUCCACAUGAAAUGUUACAAGUGUGAGGACUGUGGGAAACCCCUGUCUAUUGAGGCUGAUGAGAAUGGUUGUUUUCCUCUGGAUGGACAUGUACUGUGUCGUCACUGCCAUACAACCCGGGCCCAGACAUGAGGAUGAACUCAUUUCCAUAAUCUUGAAGAACCAGGAUUUACUCCAGAUGAGAGAACUACCUGCUUUCAGAUCAAGUCUUCCUUCACUCAAUUCAUCCUCAUUCCCCACCCUGAGCCACAAAGAAAAUUUGUAGCUAGUCUUAAUGCUAGUCCCUCUUAAGUUGUAGGGGGGCAGGGAGAUGAUGGAGAGCAGCAGAACCCGAGACCAAUCCCUUCCUUUUCAAUAUCCCUUUUUCCAUCUGGUACAAGGACCACCUGCCUCUCAUCUUCCAGGCUUCACAGCAUCCUCUUGUACCCUCUUCUCUAUCCCUUUCCUCUUUGGGGAGCUUGACACCUUGGGCAGCGUUAUUGCUUUUGCUCCUACACUGAAGCUGUUGGCUGGCUCACUCCCAGCAACCUUUGUACUCUGUUGAGGGGCUUGAGGAGAGGCUCUAUCCCAGAGGCUGGACUGGUAGCACCUUCUUUGGACCACAAGUUGUGGGACUCUGGCCACAAUUACAAAUAAAGUAUUCACCCCCACAGUCCCCUAGAA